Messenger RNA from Engraulis encrasicolus (European anchovy), 10622 nucleotides. Its product is annotated as mediator of RNA polymerase II transcription subunit 13-like. Bases 1538 to 8344 code for a protein of 2268 amino acids. The record is from RefSeq and is a predicted model, not a curated record. The transcript has 32 exons. Gene Ontology annotation, biological process: regulation of transcription by RNA polymerase II. Gene Ontology annotation, molecular function: transcription coregulator activity. Gene Ontology annotation, cellular component: mediator complex. Lineage: Eukaryota; Metazoa; Chordata; Actinopteri; Clupeiformes; Engraulidae.
UCGGAUUGUGCGCGAGGCUGCUAGCGGCUGUUAGCGUAAGCAGUUACAUACACACACACAUACACACAAAGUGGGAGUCACACAUUUUCAUACAUACACACAUACGCUCACUUACGAAUGUAACAGUAAAAGACACUAGAGAUAAACAAUGCCUGAAAAGGGAGUCACUGCUUCUUAACCCGAUGGAUUGGAGAGGUUGCUGGCUGGCUCAUUUUGGACGUUUUGACAAUUAUUUACACAAUGCUCAGCUUGAUUUCAGGCUGAUUUGAAGGAGAUAACCAAUUUCACCCGCUUUGGUCAGAUGGCUGCAUUUAUUUGUUAAUCAUAACGCCAGAGGAUUGCCUCCAUUUCUGGGCUGUCAUCGCCUUUGUGGUACACAUUACUGCUGCUAUUGUUACUUGUAACAAGCAAAAGAAAUCUUUCAGCUGCAGCCCAAUAUCGGGGGAGGACGUUUCGUAAUGAUAUAAAACAGAAAGGAAGGAAGGAUUUUUUUAAGCCGUGGUGCGCUGUACUGCCGUUUUCCUGAUGGUGGACCGACAAUACUUUUUGGUUUGUUGGAGGAAUUAGAACAUUUCCAUGUAAGAUUAAAACAUUUGUUGGCGCGAGAAGACGUUUGUGUUUGUAUCAAACGCGGGUGGCUGACCGUAAGAGACAGGUAUUUUUGAACGUUGCUGGUCUGCAGACUGGUGUUAUUUGCAAAGUGAAAGAAGGAUUUAACAUUCCUCCUCUCCGUUGCCUGUUGUGUAGUAGGCAAGCAGCGAUACACUGCACGGCGGCGGUAAGAAAACAAUUCUAUAAAUAGCUCCUGCAAUUCUCGAAAACUAUCACAACUGGUGCACAAGCUUGUUGGUCUGGCGGGAUAUAUUUUGCAUUCUUCGUUACCAGUUAUUGAGAAAUUUGUCGCAGACACUUGCAUGCUGUUUAUUGUUCAAGGAAGGCACAGCGAAAUAAACGUGACAGCCACGACUGGAUCAUCUUGAAAUAAGUUACUGGAUUCUGUAAACGUUUAUAUUUGCUAAUUUUCAUGGAUUUUAUCACUGGGAUACAUCUGAAUUGGUCAACUUCUUAUGGAUUAUGUUGUUACUUGAUCGUUGAACUAUCGACAGAAAGACUGGAAUGGACACGGAUUGCAGUUUCUCCCCACCAGGAUUAAAACCACGGAUACAUAUUUUACAUCUGAAAAUGAUUAGGUUUGGACCGCCUGACCUGGAUUGUGUGAUUUCUCUAAUCUGCGAACAUACUUGGAUUUACCAAACAAACUAUUAGUCUGUUCUUGGAAUAUAUUUGGAGAGGGCGAUAUUUUGUUUCUUUUAGACCCUCAUUACGCGCCCAUCCAGAUACAUUUUUGUGAUAUCUUUAUGCCAGUUGAUACAUUUUGCCGAAGAGGGUGAGCCGUUGAGCUGGCGGGUGGCUCUGUGUACUGAGGCGGUGGCGUGGCUUACUCGUGAGGGAACCGAUUUGCCACCCCUUGCUCGGUGUUGAUACCGAUCACGGAUUUCGACAUGCCCUGCACUGACGACCCCAUCGGCGGAAGAUUAUGACUACAGCAGCGAACUGGGUGGCUAACGGGGCAAGCCUUGAAGACUGCCAUUCCAACAUUUUCUCCCUGGCGGAACUGACCGGCAUCAAAUGGCGGUGCUACCACUUCCGCAGCGGCGGCGAGUACGGCCCGGUGAUCUCGGCGCCGGCGCCGGACGACCCGGUGCUGCGCAGCUACACACGCUGCGUUCGGGCCAACCUGCUGUGCGUCUGGCGCCGCAAGGUCAAGCCGGACGCCAAAGAACUCUGGAUCUUCUGGUGGGGGGAGGAGCCUAACCUCAAUGACGUCAUCCACCACGAGCUGGAAGUUGCCGAGGAGGGCCUGUGGGAGUGUGGACUCUCCUACGAGUGUCGGACGCUCCUCUUCAAAGCCAUUCACAACCUGCUGGAGAGGUGUCUGUUGGACAAGGACUUUGUACGCAUCGGGAAAUGGUUUGUCAAGCCCCAUGAACUGGAGGAGAAACCCCUGGCCAGCAGCGAGCACCUGUCGUGUGCGUUCUCAUUUUUCCUGCAUGGCGAGAGUAACGUCUGCACCAGUGUGGAGGUGGCCCAGCACCAACCAGCCUACCACAUCACUGACCAGCACAUCCACCUGGCUCAGACCUCCUCAUGUCCUGUGCAAGUGAUCCUGAGCCCAUAUGGGCUGUGCGGUACUCUGACGGGCCAGACGUAUAAGAUGGGUGAGCCGGCGGUGAGGAAGCUGAUGGAGGAGUGGAGCCAUUUCUACCCCACCGUGCUGCGCCGGCCCCAGCCGGAGGGCGCUGAGGAGGGCACCGAGCUGCCCUUCGACCCCCACAGCCACGCCGCCGUGGAGGUCAUCGUAGGUGGAGUGAGGAUGAUUUACCCAGCAUCCUUUGUGCUGAUCGCCCAGAGUGACCUGCCGGCGGAGCAGCCGCCCUCAGCCCCCGGCAGCCAGGGGGGGUCCAGAGACCCAUCAGGCUGCGGCAUCCCACUCACUCCCCCCACCUCGCCGGAACAACCCUGCUCAGGCGAUAGUGGCUUCCAGACAGCGGUGUCCAGCGUGAGCAGCCAGGAGGGCUGCAUAUCCCUCAGUCCAAAGCAUUCUGGGAAAAAACUGACCAAUCAGAUGGUUCACCAGGCCUGGAAGGAGUGCUACUUGAACCAGCUGCAGCUGAAGGCCGGUCUGUCUGGCGGCGGUGGCGCAGUGGCCUCGGUGCCAUCGGUGGCGGGGGCGGCAUCGAUGGCGGGGGCGAAGGACGCGCCAGGAGGGGUGGCAUCGGUGCCCACGUGGGACUUCACCAGCCCUGCAGAGAGAGUCGCCUGUAGCUGCUCCAGGUUAAAGCAGCAGAAGCAGCAGCAGUCCAGCUCAGCAUCUGCCAACGCAGUACCCGGUGCCAACGCCCUCCCCUCCUCCUCCACCUCCUCCUCUUCCUCCUCCUCCUCCUCCUCAUCUUCCUCCUCUUCCGCAAUCACCUCCUCCUCUUCCUCCUCGUCCUCCUCCUCGUCCUCCUCCUCCACUCCGUCCUCCUGCUCCCUGCCGAGCCUUCCCCCGCCCGCACCUCCUCCCAAACACAAGGCGGCAGACAAGCCCGAGAAGGCGGACAAGCAGUCCAAGCGGCCCGCCGUCACGCCCUUCCACCACCGCGCCUGCGCCAGCCAGGAGGCCCCCUGCCCCGAGCACGAGGCCCAGCAAGGAGGCGGCGUGCUGGGCUUGGUGCCGCUGGAGCCGCCCCUGGAAGCCAUGCCCCCGGAGUGCAAGUACCCUCCCAAGCCCCUGUCGUCGUCCUCUGCCAUGCAGAAGGCGGCGCUAGCCGAGUCCCUGAUGCACUCCCCGGUCUCCCCCUUGCCCCCCACCCUCAGCCCCCACCCGCGGGGGCAGCAGGACCCCGAGGCCCUGGACGUGCCCUCCAACAUGCCGCCGCAGUGCCACGAGGUGGGGCACCUGGGUGGUCAUGGAGAGGGCAUGGAGGUGAGCGAGACGGGGCUGUACGUGUCCCCGCUGAGCUCCAGGGAAGUGAGGGGAGGUGGGGUCUGGUGGAGGGGCUACAAGACGCCCUGCCUGGAGAGGAGCGAGUUCAGGCCGCCGGAGCUGCCCUGCCCCGAGAGGGUGGAGAGCAAGACGGAUGCGGCGUCGGAAGGGGUGGCACUGAAGAGGUUGUUUACUCAGCCCCAGAAGCGUUUCAAGGUGUGUGAAGAGCGUGUAAAGGAACAUGUGAGCACGCUGGGCCUGCUACACCAUCCCAGCGUAGAGACGCUUGGCGACCCCGCCGAUGACCCCUACGACUUCAAGGAGGGCGACAUCGAGUACACCUUCCCCACCACCAAGAGGCUCAAGGGUCAAGGUCGCGACCCCGGCCGCAAAAGCAAGGGAGAGGAGAUGAACGGUAACGGAGCAGUGCCUGAUGGGAAGGAUGCCAUGUCCAUCUUCAGCAGUGCUCCCAAAUCAGACGAGUCGGCCCAAGACGACGCGGCGGCGAAGGCCAACGCUCCGCUCACCAGGGAGACGGACCUGGUGGUGCUCUAUUCCGACCUGGAGAACAUCUUCGACGAGGAGGACGACGAGCACGGGGCCACUCACCACAGCCAGCACUCGUCGAGGGCCGCGGUGCCGGGCUCGGAGGACCGCCCCCUGGGGAAAGAAGGAAGAGUCGCAGUGCCCUACCCUUCAACAGUAGCAGACCUCCAGCGCAUGUUCCCCACGCCGCCCUCGCUGGAGCAGCACCCGGCCUUCUCGCCCAUCAUGAGCUACCGGGACAUCCCCAGCCAGGAGCCGCCGCCGCCCUCCACCGCCCUGGACCACCCGCUGGGGGGCGUGCUGGGCGCCUCCACGCAGCUGCCCGACUUCCGCAUGGAGGUGGAGGAGUGUCCCGCCAGCCCACGCCCCGAGGAACUACGGGACUUCUCGUAUGUGUACCGUGCCCCCCCUAUCCAGCCAGUGGUGGGCUGCUCCAUGUUCGCCCCGCUGCGCUCCCUCCCCAGCCAGUGCCUGCCCCCACUCAAGCUGCCCGACAGCUGCUACUACCGGCCGUCCUGGACCCUGCUGCCCAAGAUGGAGCACUACAGCCUCCACGGCACCGGCGCACCCUUCCUCCGGGACGGAUAUGCUAACGUGCCGAGUGUGAACACCAUGCUGGAGCAGGACUACGGCCAGAUGAGCGUGGUGAGCGCCGCCUCCGUGGGCACGACCGGCGGAGGGAUACAACCCUCCCCUUCGCCCGCCACGCCCCGCUUCUCCGUGCCCACCCCCCGCACCCCCAGAACCCCGCGCGGAGGCCUGGGCAACGCCAGCGGCCAGGGCUCCGUCAAACAGGAGGGGGUGCCCACGGGAGGGGGCACGGAACUCAGCUCGCCGGCCUCCACGCCAGCCUCCGCCAGCCUGCCCCUCAGCUCCAUGGGCAGUGCCAGCGGCGGGCACGGCGGCCACCGAGGCUCCCUAUUGGCCCUGCUGCCCGAGGCCCACAGCCUGUUCUCCACGCUGCUGCUCUCCGACUCGGUGCUGGACAUCUUCAAGGACCGCAACUUCGACAGCUGCUGCAUCUGCGCGUGCAACAUGAACGUGAAGGGCGCCGACGUGGGCGUGUACAUCCCCGACUCCACCUGCGAGGACCAGUACCGCUGCAUGUGCGGCUUCAGCGCCAUCGCCAACCGGCGCCUGGCGCACGGCACCGGCCUCUUCCUGGAGGACGAGCUGGACAUCUUCGGCCGCGGCUCGGAGGUCGGGCAGGCGUCCGAGCGGAGGCUGGCGCUGUGUCGGCGCGAGCUGCCCAUCGGCGAACCCGCCAACGCCGCUGCCACCGUAUCCGUAGGGAAGAGUGGCAAGCGCUCCUCAGGGGCUCCCUCCGGUGGCGGCUCCGCGUCAUCGUCCUCGUCCUCAUCCACGCCGUCGUUGAGUGCGGUGAUGGUGCAGCUGCAGCACCAGUGCUCCCAGCCCAUGGCCUCGCUCUCCUCGCUGCAUCUGGCGCCCGCCUGCUCCUGCCACGGCCGCAAGGGGGCGCUGCUGCAGAGCUGGGCGGCCGACCGGCUUUGGGCGGACGGGAGCGACGCGUGCGUGGAGUGCUACAACGCGCUGGUGCAGGGCCAGCAGUACGUGGACAACCCGGCCGGCGGGAAGGUGGACCAGGCUAUCGUGCGGAGCAGCGCCCUGCACCACUGGCCACACUCCUCUGUGUUGGACAUCAGCUCGCUGUCGUCCCAGGACGUGGUGCGGAUGCUGCUAUCCCUGCAGCCCUUCCUGCAGGACGCCAUCCAGAAGAAGCGCUCGGGCCGCACCUGGGACAACAUCCAGCACGUGCAGGGCCCGCUCACCUGGCAGCAGUUCCACAAGAUGGCCGGACGCGGCUCCUACGGUUCGGAGGAGUCCCCAGAGCCGCUGCCCAUCCCGACGCUGUUGCUAGGCUACGACAAGGACUUCCUGGCGCUGUCUCCGCUGGCGCUGCCGUUCUGGGAGAAGCUGCUCCUGGAGCCGUACGGGGGCCACAGGGACGUGGCCUUCCUGGUGCUCUGCCCCAACAGCACCGCCCUGCUGGACGGAGCACGCACCUUCUUCCAGGAGCUCAGCGCUGUAUACGAGACGUGUCGUCUGGGUAAGCAUCGUCCGCUGGCGAAGGUGUCCCGCGAUGGAGUGGUGCUUGUUGGAGAGAAGCGGGAUGCUGAUGGUGCAGGGGUCAAAUCGGAAGAGGCGGAGCCUACAGAAGAGGAGGAGGGGCUAGUGGAGCAGUGGUUCACGGGGCACUGGAGCGGACAGCAGCAGGACGACAACAUGCGCAAACUCAAACUCUACGCACACACAUGCUGCCAAACACUCGCUCCCCAGCUCUCUGGCCUUUCAAUAGACUCCAGCCUCCUGAUACCUCCCAAAGCCCAGCCAGCCCCCACGCAACCAGCCUCCUCCUCCUCCUCCUCCUCCUCCUCCUCCUCCUCCAGCCAGACUGCUCCAGGCUCUGGAGCUGCAGAGGGGGAGAGCGGGGCGACUGCAUCCAGCACAGGUGGCUCGUCGCUGGGCUCAGGCCCAGGACAGCAGGCUAGCGGAGAGGUGGGCCAGGGUGGCAGUGCGGAGGCCAAGACGGGGGUGAACUCCAUGCCGGCACCAGCCCAGCCCACAGAGAGCAUAGAGAGCAUUGCGGAGCGGGAGCGCAUCGGCAUCCCCACGCUAGCGGACUCUGCCGACAGCCACGCCCACCCACCGUCCAUCGUGCUCUACGUGGUGGACCCCUUCCUGUGUGGAGGCGGGGCCAAGGCCGGGGCGGGCGGGCCCGGGGAGGGAGAAGGGGAGGAACAGGAAGCGGAGGCUAGCGGCAGUGUGUGGAUGCUAGCUCUGUUGCGAUGCUACACGGAGCUGCUUAGCUUGCUCCCCGAGAAAGUCAGACCGGCAAUCACGUUACAGGUGGUGCCGUGUCAGUACCUGCUGCAGCCGGCGAGUGGGGAGAGUCCGAGCUACCUGCAGCAGCUGCGUUCGCUGGCCUUCUCCACCUACUGCCAGUGCCGACGCCUGCUGCCAACGCAGACGCACAUCAAGUCUCUCACGGGGUUCGGACCCGCGUCCGCUGUAGACCUAACGCUUAAUAACACACAGGACCCCAGCCCACCCAUGCGGCUGUUCUCGCCCCCCUUCGUGCUGGGGGGCCCCACGCGUAGCAAGCAGCCAGAGCCGGGGGAGGCCUGGGCCGAGCCGUCUGCCCGCUACAACGUGCUCUUCGUGGGCUACUGCCUGUCGCACGACCAGCGCUGGAUCCUGGUCUCCUGCACUGACCAGCAGGGGGAGCUACUGGAGACCUGCGUCAUCAAUAUAGACGUGCCCAACAGGUCCCGGCGGCCAAAGUUCUCCCCGAGGAAGAAGGGUCUGGAGAAGCUGUGGGAGUGGUGCAUCGGCAUCAUCCAGAUGACAUCAAUGCCCUGGAGGAUCGUGAUUGGUCGGUUGGGUCGACUGGGUCACGGGGAACUGAAAGACUGGAGUUCGUACCUGGGCGAGCACUCUCUGCACUGUGUGAGCCGUCAGCUGCGGGAGGCGUGCCGCAUGUGUGGCAUCUCGGCCAGCGACUCUCCCAGCAUCCUCAGCGCCUGCCUCGUCUCCAUGGAGCCCCAAGGAUCCUUUGUCGUCAUGCCUGAUGCGGUGACGAUGGGUUCGGUGUUUGGCCGCAGCACGGCUCUCAACCUGCAGACGUCUCAGCUCAACACCCCCCAGGACGCCUCCUGCACCCACAUCCUGGUCUUCCCCACCUCCGCCACCAUACAGGUGGCCCCCAGCUCCUACCCCACAGAGGACAACCCAGAUGACAUGUUCGGCCUGCCGUUCCCUGACGAGCUGGAGAAUGACAUCGGUCACGACAUGAUGUUGAUCACGGGUAACCUGCACCCCUCGCCCACCUCCUCCCCCGUGCCCUCCCCAGGCUCCCCCUCCGGCAUGGGCAUCGGCUCCCAUUUCCAGGUCCCAAGGGGUCAGGGUGAGAGGCUGCUGUCGCGUGAGUCUCCUCCUGAGGAGUUGAAGCAGCAGCCGCUGGCUCUGGGCUACUACGUCUCCACUGCGCGCGCCGACGGCCUGCCACACUGCUUCUGGGCAUCAUGCCCACAGGCACAGAACCAGUGCCCCCUCUUCCUCAAGGCGUCUCUCCACCACCACAUCUCGGUGGCCCAGUCAGAUGAGCUGACCUCCAGCAAGAGCUCCCAGAGGACGCCCCACCCCCUCGACUCAAAGACCACCUCAGACGUGCUCAGGUUUGUGUUGGAGCAGUACAACGCCCUCUCCUGGCUGACGUGCAACCCUGCAACACAGGACCGCCGCUCCUGCCUUCCCGUCCACCUGACCGUCCUCACUCAGAUGUACAACGCCAUCUUCAACAUGCUCUAGACACACACACACACACACACACACACACACACACACACACACACACACACACACACACACACACACACACACACACACACACACACACACACACACACACACACACACACAACUGGGCGUUAACAUCAUCCUUCCACAGUGGCCGCACUGAAGACGCGCAUGACCAGCUCUUCUUCCUCUGUCCUGGAGAUCUACUUCCUGUUUCCUGUGCAGGGGGGGGGGGGGUUAGCAUUAGCAGCAGCCAUAUUUCUUCAUACCUGCUCACGGAAGCAACGAAUUACAUAGCAUGACAGUGGGGUCUUCAUUGUAGCUUUUAGGCUACAUGCACACACACACCUGUGUGUGUUUCCGACCAGUCCUAACCCUCCCCUGCCCUGUCUUCACUACCCUUUAAAAAUAACCACUACAGUAGUACUUACUAUGCCAAUCAGUGUGGACCCAGGAGGACACAAAGGUCAAAAGGUGACAGGGCAGAGGUCAUGUUUGUCUGUGCGUCGAAAGGAAGAGCUGCACCCAUUUCUAUGAAGAAACUAAUACCUAGAGCAGCACUCAUCGCUAUGGAGAAGCCAAUGACUGGAACGGGCUAAUGAGACUUAGCAUCACGAGACUUAACAUCACCGCAGUGUAUCAUCAUCAUCAUUAAAACAACAACGAACUCCUUUUGGCAAGAUGGCCGCCACAUUCUGUCAGUCAGUGUGUGACUGGUUGUAGGCAUCUCUGUCAUUAGCAUGCCUUCUAUGAGGGGCACAAUCACACACACACACACACAUACACACGCGCGCGCGCACACACACACACACACACACACACACACACACACACACACACACACACACACACACACACACACACACACACACACACACACACACACACACACACACACACACACACACACACCAGAAAGAGAUGUCAAUCAUGGUUUGUUUUUAUUUUGUAAGGGUGUAAGUCACUGUACAGAUUGUUCUUAGUGUGGGGCAUUUGUUUUAUUCCUCAAUCAAAAACAAAGGGAGAAAUAAUUAUGGAAGCCCAUUUUUUUCACAAAAGGCAUUCAAUACGGGCACUUUUAUCGCUACGAUUUUUAAGAAGUGACAACUUUAUAGUUGUAGAUAUAAUUACAUUGAGAGGUAUUUGAAAACAUAAAUUGUGAGAAAAGCUAAAUUUAAAAAAAAUGUUUAUAGUGUAAAAUUGAAAUUUGCAGAAAUAAAUAACGCUAUUUUUUAAUAAUGAAAGUGGGGGAAAAAAUAAAUAAAAAAGAAUUUUCCAAAUUUAAUACAAUCGCCUUGAUCAGAAAUGUUGACUAAAGACAGAGUUGCUUACAUUGUUGAGAUGCCAUAUUUAUAUAUACAUGCAUAUAAAAUAUAUCUAACUGUACAAAUAAACAUAUUAUAUAUUAUAGCUCUUGGAAACAGCCACAGAAAGGGUGAAGGUGGACAUUUUCCCAGAGCUUUCUUAAGAGGCAAAUACAGUAUAAAUACUUUUAUCAAAAGGCAAUGCAUUUCAGUUGGCUUUAUUAUCAUUUUCUUCUGAGUUUUCAUUUUCUUGUUUCAAAUACGAAAUGUUUAACCAUUUUUUUUAUUUAAUGAGUUAAGUUAAAGAACUAAACCUAGCAGGGAGGAUAUAUUUAUGAAGUAUUUUGUGUUCUCCUGCAAAAUAAACUUGAAAUAGGCAAUAGAUUUUAAAGAAUUGUGUGUAUUUGCGCAUUAAAAGUAUUGUAUAUUUAACUAAUAUGCAUUUUACCGUCAGAGGCGGCUCAUGAACCAUGUGGAGCAGAUCGUCACUUAUGGCCUGUUUGUUUAUUUUGUUUGUUUGUUUGUUUGUUUUUUUGCUUUUUAUUUGAUUUGGUCUUUGCUUCUCCUCUGCUGCCUUUACCGAUGCAAUCUGAUCAUUUGUACAAUUCCUUGCAUGUUUGUAUAUACACUUUUAAGCAUUCUUUUUUAUUUUUUAUUUUGGAAGAAAAAUCUAAAAAAGCUGUAUAUUUCAUUCCAAGUUUCUGAUUUGAUUUGAUAUUCUGUGAGACUCCUAUGAAGUAUUUUAUUUUAUUUUUUUGCUGUGCUUUUUUCUUUUUUUUUUACACAUAAACAUACACAAAUAUGAUAUCAGCCUCACAACCGUAUACAGCCAAGAGGGAGCAUUGCCAAGAAUUGUACACUUCAAGUGCAGAAAUGUGCAAACUUUGCAAAACUUUGUUAUUACAUCUGCCAUCAUUUUGAAUAUCAAUCAGAUCUAACUUGGGGUAGAGAUCUGUAUCUUUUACACUCUUUUUUAGUAAAUUAUU